AUGGACCAUAUGUUUGGAAGAGGAAGACUGGAAACGGCAAUCUGGGCGGCAAAGGUUUUGCUGCUUUGUGUAGGGACAGUGUCGACAGUGGUAUUCUUCAAAGCAGCAGUCAUUCCUUACCUGCUCAACCUCAGUCUUUCCCUCGUCCCCCACAUCUGGACCUCCUUCAAAAGCUGCUGCUCUUUAUCCCCUCUUUACAUCUUCAUCAUCCUCAACUUUAUCAUCGUCACCAUCGCCGCCUCCUCCACUUUCCAACGCAGAAACCACAAAAACAAUGCCAAGACCACUGACAGCAUUGACCCCUCUCACGAUUUUAUUUACAGUCCAGACAGCAGCACCGACAACAAGUACAACAGCAGCCAAUCCCAGAUGUUGUCCGCCCAGCCGCAGCAGCAGCAGCAGGACAGAUUAAUCCAAAGUCAUCCGGAAGAUGAUGCAACUUCUCUAUUUUCUUCAUCAUCUCUGGACAAGAAUCUGUACUCAUCGAAUAAUGAGAUGAUGAGUUGGCUUGACAUUCACACAGUACAAGAAGGUGUCAUGCCAAGUACUAGUCUGAGUACUAGCACUACUACCUUUGAUUAUGAUGGUCAUCAGCGAUCUGGGCCGUCACCGGAAAAGUGCUGCGGUGACUCGAUGCCAACAGAGGAGGAGAUGGAGGCGGAUGAUGACACCAAGACAUUGGACACGACAUGGAAGGCCAUCAUGGAGGGGAAAGGCAAGGCAAGUGGUAAGCACCUCAAAAAGAGUGACACUUGGGACACGCCUCCUCGCCUAACCGGCCGGCAAUUGGCCAUCACAAGUACCAAAUUCAAAGUCCCACAACGUCAACUAAAUCAAUGUAACUUUGAUGACGAUCACGAUGACGAGGACGAUGCAUUGACAUGGGCUCGCCGGGAGCUUAAGAAAUCGGAUACAUUUAGCGACAGAGUGUCGUUGAGAAGGGAAAAGUCGAUGACUCAGGAAGAGUUGAACCAGCGAGCAGAGGCCUUCAUCAAGAAGUUCAACAACGACAUCAGGCUCCAGAGGUUAGAAUCUGAUCAACGUCGUUUCAGGGAGAUUGCUAGCACCGGAAUUUAG
Molecule: messenger RNA, 1077 nt
Organism: Malus domestica (apple)
Lineage: Eukaryota; Viridiplantae; Streptophyta; Magnoliopsida; Rosales; Rosaceae
Source: RefSeq, a predicted model, not a curated record